This is a messenger RNA of Ilex paraguariensis (yerba mate), 1399 nucleotides long. NCBI's taxonomy places the organism in Eukaryota, Viridiplantae, Streptophyta, Magnoliopsida, Aquifoliales, Aquifoliaceae. The record is from the annotation of a GenBank genome assembly.
CACUAACCAACACUGUCUUCACUCUUUCUGUAAAAAUCCCCCAUCCCAGCUGAAGACAUAACCAGAGGCUAUGCUAUGGCCGAAACCAAGGUCCGUUUCGGAAUCUUAGGCUGCGCUAACAUUGCUCGGAAAGUAUCAAGGGCCAUGAAACUCGCCCCCAACUGCGCCAUAACCGCCAUCGGAAGCCGUUCGAUCGAAAAGGCCUCCCAAUUCGCGGCGGAGAACGAAUUUCCGGCGUCGGCAAAAGUCUACGGCAGCUACGACGCCGUAUUGGACGACCCCGACGUGGAGGCCGUUUAUAUUCCGCUUCCGACGAGCCUUCACCUCCGGUGGGCUGUCCUGGCAGCCGAGAAGAAGAAGCACGUGUUGUUGGAGAAGCCGGUGGCUCUGAACGUGAAGGAAUUGGAUACUAUUCUGGAGGCGUGUGAAUCCAAUGGUGUGCAGUACAUGGACGCUACCAUGUGGAUGCAUCAUCCACGGACAGCUAAGAUGAGAGAAUUCCUCUCUGAUCCGCAGCGUUUUGGCCAACUCAAAUCGGUACACAGCAUUUUUAGUUAUGUUGGUGGUCCUGAAUUUCUCAAGGAUGACAUUCGCAUUAAACCUGAUCUUGAUGCUCUUGGAGCUUUGGGUGAUACUGGGUGGUAUUGCACCAGGGCAAUCUUAUGGGCUAAUGAAUAUGAACUGCCUAAAACAGUAACAGCUUUGCCUGAGCCUGAAUACAAUGAAGCAGGUGUGAUUCUAUCUUGCGGUGCUCUAUUACGCUGGACAGAUGGGAAAACAGCAACCUUCUAUUGCUCUUUCCUAACUAAUUUGACCAUGGACAUAACAGCUCUUGGAACAAAUGGAUAUCUGUGUGUUCAUGACUUUGUUAUUCCUUUUCAAGAGAAUGGUGCACCGUUUUAUGAAGCCUCAAACUCAAGGUUUGCAAAUCUGGCUAUAGGGAUUGAACCUGUACCAAGUGAGCACGCAAUUGAUACAGAUCUUCCUCAGGAAGCCCUCAUGGUGCAGGUGUUUGCUAAUUUGGUUGCUGGUAUUAACGAAAAAGGUGCAUCGCCUGAGAAGAAAUGGCCUACCAUUAGUAGAAAGACACAACUGGUGAUAGAUGCUGUCAUGGCGUCAAUUGAGAAGGAUUUUGAGCCUGUUGAAGUGGUGCCUUGAAUCAUUUGUCUAAUGCUUGGCAUCUUUGUUUGAAUUGUAAUGGUGUUUAUUACAUGUUUGCCUUCGAUUAAUAGCACUUUACUGUGUGCCUUUUUAUACGGGGCUUUUAUUUAUAUAUGAAUAAGGGUCUGGAUUCUCUCGUGUAAAAUUUCUGCCAUGUUUUCUGGUGUCUAUUUGUAUGUGAAGUUAUAUAUAUAUAGAUAGUUGGUGCACAUGUGCGUUGCACAUGAAUCAUUGUGAG